UCAAAUUACGAGAUCUAGAUUCUAGAGCAUGAGCAUCCAUGCUUCCUCAUCAAUGGAGGUUGGAAUCCAUGAAACCAGAGCCAAAGCCAAAGCCAAGAGAAAACGAACUCCUUCAAGGGCCCUGGUGGCGAAACCCUCGGCACUCCGAUCAGGAAAAGCUCCAGAAGAAGCCGGUGACAUCGAGGAUUUCUCCUCGGAAGAUGCUCUCCGGAUCCGUUCCUCUCUUCUCCGGUGGUACGACGAGCACCAGCGUGUCCUGCCAUGGAGGACGAGAAGCAGCGGCGAUGGCGAAGAAGAGGAAGAGGACCGUGCUUACGCCGUAUGGGUCUCGGAGGUGAUGCUGCAGCAGACGCGUGUGCAGACCGUGAUUGAGUACUAUAACCGGUGGAUGGCACGGUGGCCAACUCUCCGGCUGCUCGCCGGUGCCACCCAGGAGGAGGUUAAUGAGAUGUGGGCUGGCUUGGGAUACUACCGAAGAGCUCGAUUUCUCUUGGAGGGGGCAAAGUCAAUUAUCCAAGAAGGUGAGUUCCCUCAAACAGCUUCUGCACUUCGUGGAGUUAGAGGGAUUGGAGAUUACACAGCAGGUGCAAUUGCUUCAAUAGCUUUCAAUGAGGCAGUGCCGGUUGUUGAUGGAAAUGUGGUUAGAGUGAUCAGCAGGCUGAUGGCCAUCUCAUCAAACCCUAAAGAAACUUCCACAGUGAAAACUUUCUGGAGGUUAGCUGGGCAGUUGGUUGAUCCUGAUAGGCCUGGAGAUUUUAACCAAGCUAUGAUGGAACUUGGAGCAACAUUGUGCAGCAAAACUAGCCCUUCCUGUUCCGCGUGCCCAGUUUCGAAACAAUGCCGAGCUUUUCUUCUCUCCGUAAGCAAUCCAUCAGUAAAAGUCAUCGAUUAUCCUUUGAAGGUUGCAAAAGUAAAGCAGAGGCAUGAUUUUGCUGCUGUCUGUGUUGUUGAAAUAGUGGAAGUCCUGGACCAAAAGUUAUUGAAGGAAGACAACAACAGACCAAGAUAUCUUCUUGUCAAAAGGCCGGAACAAGGACUGCUUGCUGGUCUGUGGGAGUUCCCCUUGGUUUUAAUCGAUGAAAAAGAUACCAAACAAAAUACAAGGAGAAAGACAAUAGACAGAUACCUUAAGAAAAUACUUGAACUCAAAAAUUGCAAUGUGAAUAUGAGGGAAGAUGUUGGUGAGUAUGUUCAUGUUUUCUCUCACAUCCGACUACAUAUGUAUGUUGAGUUGAUGAGUUUGACUCUCACAGGUGGCUCAGAUCUCCUGGUCAAUGAAGAGGAAUCAAGCACAGUUACAAGGAAAAUUGUUGAUGAUCUCUUGAUGAAGAGCAUGGGCUUGACUUCUGGAGUGAGAAAGGUGUACAACAUGAUCUGUGACUUCAAAAAGAGCCAGUUAAUGCAAAGAGCACCAAGGACAAAAACUAGAAGAUCAAUACCGUGAUUUAUAGUUAUUUAAUCAAAAAGAGCCAGUUAAUGCAAAUGCAGAUGAUUACAAAAUAUAUUUGUGAGGUAAGUUAUGUGAUCAAUUUUGUCGCUUGAUACUGUGUUCUCUGUUAUUUGUAUAAUAUCUAUGUUCUUCAAUGUUCACAUUAUUAUAUGCAUGCAAAUUUUGGUCGUAUGUUAAGUUAUGAGAAUGCAGUGGAUUUUCAAGUAGAUUUCUCUGUAUGGUUGUGUUUCAAAUC
Molecule: messenger RNA, 1685 nt
Organism: Dioscorea cayenensis subsp. rotundata (Guinea yam)
Lineage: Eukaryota; Viridiplantae; Streptophyta; Magnoliopsida; Dioscoreales; Dioscoreaceae
Product: adenine DNA glycosylase
Exons: 7
Coding region: 29-1444 (471 amino acids)
Biological process (GO): mismatch repair; base-excision repair
Cellular component (GO): nucleus
Molecular function (GO): adenine/guanine mispair binding; oxidized purine DNA binding; 8-oxo-7,8-dihydroguanine DNA N-glycosylase activity
Source: RefSeq, a predicted model, not a curated record